Molecule: messenger RNA, 691 nt
Organism: Diabrotica balteata
Lineage: Eukaryota; Metazoa; Arthropoda; Insecta; Coleoptera; Chrysomelidae
Source: the annotation of a GenBank genome assembly
UGUCAAAAGUACACGUUUCUUAUAAAACAUAAAUAAAUAAAUUUCAAAAUUGCUGCUUUAUCUUAGUUAUAAUUAUAAAAUAUGGUUAAACUCAGAAAACAAAGGAAACGGAAGAGAUAUAUGCACAAUGUUAAUAGAAAGCGACUAAGGAAUAAGUUGUUUAAAGAAGAGAAUAUAGGAUGUAAGGAAGUAAAACUAUCAUGGGAAUCUAAAAAAUCCAUACAAACAAAUCUUAAAGAAAUGGGACUGUCCUAUGAUCCAAACAAAACAAUUAAAAUUCCAAAAACCAAGAAACAAAUAAAAAGUGUUUUAUCUACAGAAGAUAACUCGACAACGGAAGACGUAGAAGAGGCAUUACCAGCACCUAAGUCGCAUGUAGUUGAAACAUUAGAAGAAGACGCUAAAGCACCAAGAGAAAGGAAAUUCAGGUUACCGAAAAAUCAAGUAGAGUGGCUGUCUUAUUUAUUAGAAAAAUAUGGAAAUGACUAUAAAGCUAUGGAGAAAGAUAAAAAGAACUACAACCAAGAAACGUGGAAGCAGUUAAGAAGGAAAAUUAAAAGGUUUAUGAGUAUUCCAGAGCAAUUUAAUGAGUUUUUAAAAAAUUGUAAAGUUCCACCACAACUUGAUACUAAUUUAUCGGAUGAUGAGUUAUAGAAUUGUAGAUUGUAAUAAUAAAGUUUGUUAGUACUUU